AGUUUCAGCAUCUGUGGAACGGCUAGCUGCGAUGUCGACAUAUCAGCAAACCCCGAAUGUGAUCAUCAUAGGUGCGGGGCCCUCUGGCAUUGCUAUGGCCCAUACGUUGAAAUGCAAGCUGAAAUUCUGCGAUUUCCUCGUCUACGAGAAGCUCCCUGAUGUUGGAGGCACAUGGCUGACCAACACAUACCCUGGUUGCGGCUGCGACGUACCCACUCACCUAUACUCGUUCAGCUUCAACUUAAAUCCAAAUUGGUCAAAACAGCUGUGUGACCAACCGGAAAUCCUUGAAUAUAUGAACUCUACCGUGGAUAAAUUCGACCUGAGGAAACAUAUGAACUUUAACGUGGAAUGUAUCAGUGCAUCUUGGAACAAGGGGGCUGGAUAUUGGGAGAUUAGAUUCCGGGACCUCAACAGUGGUAUUGAGUAUACACGGCAUGCCACUAUAUUCAUUUCUGCCGUAGGAGGGAUAUCUUUCCCACGCGAUGUCAAGUUUCAAGGCAUGGAUAAGUUUAAGGGAAAGAUGUUCCAUACAGCAAGAUGGGAUCAUGGCUAUGAUUACACUAACAAGCGUGUUGCAAUCAUUGGCAACGGCUGCAGUGCAGCACAGGUUGUACCUGCCAUUGCAGGAAGAGCAGGCCACGUCAAACAAUACGCAAGGAGUGCGCAAUGGUAUCAUGAACGGCCAAAUCGGACAUUUACUGGGUUUGAAAAAUGGCUCUUUAAGUAUAUCCCUUUUUGGCAGCGAUAUCAUCGGCUCCAGCUAUUCCUUGAGAAUGACGACUUGGUUACGACCUACAUGCCAGGAGAGGGAGCGGCAGUGAAAAGAGAGCAGGUUGAGAAUGCUGCAAAGCGUUAUAUCUAUUCUCAGACGCCUAACAAAUAUCACCAUGUUAUUGUCCCAGAAUUCCCUCUUGGUUGCAAGCGUCGUAUCUUCGAUCCAGACUACCUACAGUCACUUCACGCACCAACAGUAGAGCUUGUGCCUGUAGGAAUAAAAGAAUUUGAUGAGACUGGCAUUGUCAGCGAAGAUGGAGUAAAGACCGAUUUUGACCUUAUCGUAUUGGCUACUGGCUUUCAAGUGGCGCAAUUCCUAGCACCGAUGGAGAUAUUUGGAGCAGAUGGGAAAAGCCUCAAGCAACAGUGGGACGAAAGCCGCGGAGCCCAAGCUUACAUGGGCUCUUUCGUCCAUAAUUUUCCAAACUUUGGAAUCCUCUUCGGACCAAACACAUUUCCAGCGCACAACUCUGCCCUUUUCGCAUGCGAGGUCCAGAUAGAAUACGUUGCAAAAACGCUCAUUGCACCGAUUUUAGACCGCCGUGCCAAGAUCAUUGAAGUCAAAUUAUCUGCAGAAGAACAAUGGGUUAAUUCGAUUCAAUGCCAGCUAAAAGGUACCGUGUUCUCUGCCGGAUGCACGAAUUGGUACAUCAACAGAUUCGGGCGCAACGUAGCGUCUUGGCCCAGUCAUGCAUCUACAUUCUGGAUGCAAGCAUACUUCCCAAACUACAAGGAUUUCUGUCUUAUCGAUGGAUCCCCUUUUUGGUACAUGAAUAGGCUCAGGCGCUUGCUUAGACCCCCGAAAAUAGCGUAUAUCAUUGCAGCUGCAUAUAUCAUACUGGUUGGAUAUCGGAGAACCUUCCCCACUCAGUGGGCAUACACUCGCCAGUUAUUGUUACGCAUAUUGCAGAAGAGUCUUAGAUCGUUUCCUAGGCGUCAUUGAGAGUUGUCUGAAGAAUGGCUGAAUGAGCCGAGGCAAUGGUUACAUUAGUUACAUUUUCUUCGGGAACACAGGCAGGAUCGCAUAUUCGGAAUUCCGGGGGCAUGAUGACUUUGGAAGAUUCGUUCUACCCCUCCUUUUGAACCUACUUGCAGGCUCUAGUUCUUAAUCACCCCCCUUUAACUACCCCUUGG
Molecule: messenger RNA, 1911 nt
Organism: Amorphotheca resinae ATCC 22711
Lineage: Eukaryota; Fungi; Ascomycota; Leotiomycetes; Helotiales; Amorphothecaceae
Exons: 5
Coding region: 32-1720 (562 amino acids)
Molecular function (GO): N,N-dimethylaniline monooxygenase activity; NADP binding; flavin adenine dinucleotide binding
Source: RefSeq, a predicted model, not a curated record